Messenger RNA from Stegastes partitus (bicolor damselfish), 708 nucleotides. Its product is annotated as monocyte to macrophage differentiation factor 2. The transcript is spliced from 7 exons. NCBI's taxonomy places the organism in Eukaryota, Metazoa, Chordata, Actinopteri, Pomacentridae. Gene Ontology annotation, molecular function: pore-forming activity. Gene Ontology annotation, cellular component: membrane. The coding region runs from base 1 to 708 and encodes 235 amino acids. The record is from RefSeq and is a predicted model, not a curated record.
AUGAAUCUUGUAAGGUUUAUGAACAACCGCGUUCCUCCUAACAAGAGAUACCAGCCCACUGAAUAUGAGCAUGCUGCCAACUGUGCCACGCAUGCGUUAUGGAUAAUCCCCAGCCUGCUGGGCAGCUCAGUGUUGCAUUUCCAGUCAGAGGACCAAUGGGAGCGGCUGUCAGCCUGGGUGUACGGGGCGGGGCUCAGCUCGCUCUUCAUCAUCUCCACCCUGUUCCACACUGUGGCCUGGAAGAAGAGCCACCUACGGUCUGUGGAGCACUGUUUCCACAUGUGUGACAGGAUGGUGAUCUAUUUCUUCAUUGCUGCCUCCUACGCCCCUUGGCUGAACCUGCGGGAGCUGGGUCCCUGGGCCUGUCACAUGCGCUGGUUGGUGUGGGUCAUGGCGUCUUUUGGAACCACCUACGUCUUCUUCUUCCAUGAGAGGUAUAAGAUCAUGGAGUUGAUCUGCUAUACAGUGAUGGGAGUUUUUCCUGCCUUGGUCAUCCUCUCAAUGCCGGAGCAGUCCGGGUUGUGUGAGCUGCUGGUGGGCGGAGCCUGCUACUGUCUGGGGAUGGUCUUCUUCAAAAGCGAUGGCAUCGUCCCGUUCGCUCAUGCCAUUUGGCACAUGUUUGUAGCUAUGGGAGCAGCCAUACACUACUACGCCAUCUGGAAGUACCUCUACGCCCAGCCGCCCAAUCAGGUCCAGACCUCCAGAUGA